AUUUGAUUCAGGUCUAAAAAGAAAAGAUGAAAAGAAUUGUCAUUGCAAUAAUUUCUGGAGUUAUCGUGUCAGAAAUAAUGUGGCAGUUGUACAAGAAACAUAAACAUUCUCGGAAGAAAGUAAUCAAUACUUCCAAUUGCAAUGGUUCUGUAGAGGAGCUUUGCAACAAUACAGAAGCAAAAAUCUUCGAUGUCAUGUUUUUUUCACAAGACUCUUCUUUAUGUCGAUCACAUUUGAAAAGAAUGAAACCAUGUAAAAAACUAAAUUGUCCAAUAAGACACUUAAAGAAGAUUAUACAUUAUUUGGAUUCGGCAAUUCAUACUUUGGAUAUAUGUUUAUAUUUUUUUACAUUUGUGGAGUUGGCAGAGGCAGUUAUAAGGGCCAAAAACAGAAAUGUUGUUGUAAGGAUCAUAUUGGAAGAUUCCAUGACAUGUACUGAUCGUAGCCGAUUAAUGAAUUUUUACAAAGAAGGUAUUAAACCAAUAACCAAACCAUUGGACGUCUUAGUGCAUCAUAAAUUUGUUAUUAUUGACAAUAACAUUUUGAUAACAGGCAGCAUAAACUGGACUAAAUCAGCAUUUUUUGGAAAUUUUGAAAAUGUUUUAAUGACUAACGAGUCAGCAAUAGUUAAGCCAUUUAUACAUGAAUUUGAAAGAAUGUUGACGAUACUCACUGUUACAGAAACUAAUUCUGAAAAUUUAGAUUAG
Molecule: messenger RNA, 707 nt
Organism: Atta colombica
Lineage: Eukaryota; Metazoa; Arthropoda; Insecta; Hymenoptera; Formicidae
Gene: zuc
Product: mitochondrial cardiolipin hydrolase
Exons: 3
Coding region: 27-707 (226 amino acids)
Biological process (GO): piRNA processing
Cellular component (GO): mitochondrion
Molecular function (GO): RNA endonuclease activity producing 5'-phosphomonoesters, hydrolytic mechanism
Source: RefSeq, a predicted model, not a curated record